GUCAUACCUUCGACCGCACUCCCGGAUGUCUCGCUUUCUCGUUCUGCUCUCGCAAGUUACUGGCUAAGAACUGAUAGCUAAUGUGUUGAAUGAUUUGACACUUUCAGCCUUGGAAGCUCCUAAUAAAUGCGAUGAAACCAUUCUCUUUCUACUGGCUACUAGCGCUUGCUAAUUAUUUUAUUUCUAGAUAUAGCAACGGAGUUUGUGAAAGCGGUAAAGGUCGCGUUUGUAGAAGACGGUGAGAAGAGAAGGGUAUCCAAGGCGAAGGAAUGGCGGAUAAGACAUCAGGAUGAUGAAGAAGCAAGAUUUGAUCUCCUACAAGUUGGAGACGAGGUUAUGGCCUACUGGAGCCCAGACAAACAAUUUUAUCUUGCCAUGGUGAUUGAGCUGGAGACCAAAAAAAUGGCAAGACAAGACAAUCCAAUUAAAGCAGCGAAGAGACAACUUUCGUUGGAUUAUUUGGAAGAGGCUGUCAAUGUUGAAGCCAAGAAAAUUGCAAGCAAAAAGAAAAUAUAUUCAGUGGCCAGUGCCAAGGCUAUGGAAAGAGACAUUGUCUUGGGUAGCUCAACUGAAGAUGAACUGGACAAUGACAUGAUACGGAAUAGAGCCAGUAGUUCAAGCGUUCAGUAUUUGGCUUCAAAGUUUUCACCAUUGAAAGAUUUUGGAAGACCAAAGAUGGAAAAAUCUCGAGCUUCCUUGCCGCAAGCUUCUCUACUACAGGUGGAGGGUUCUCAAGCUUCUUUACAGCAGGCUUCUCUACAACAGAUGGAAGGUUUUCGAGCUUCUUUACAGCAGGCCUCCUUAGAACAGACGAUGACGCACGAUUCUCAGAGUUUCUCACAGCAGACAUGUUUCCAAGCAAUAAUGAAAGAACUGAAAGAUAUAAAGGAGUUACUGGGGAAGGUAGUAGAAAGGAAAGGAAGUGAUCAAAACAAAGGAGUACAAGACGUUGUUGGCAGUGAAGUGUUUGUUGGGGACCGAAUGUUUGAAAUCAAAGUGCCAAAAAUCAGCAUUAUAGAGGCAGAACAUAGUGCAAAGAAUUCCCAGGCUCUUGCUCGCAAUUUGUUAGACUGUCUGCUGACAAAGAGGGAACAAGCUGACAGAACCUGCUAUGGUAGUGCGACAAAAAACCGAAUUCAACCGAACAUUUUGAGAGCUAUAAGAAGUCAUUGUUUUGCUAAAUAUCCAUCAAGCAACGAGAAAGCUGAAUGGAUUAGAAUAGUAAAGGCACUAACUGACAAAUGCCACGAUCAGAGUCGUCGGUUUCAAAUAACUCAAAAUUGAUUUAAUUACGACGGAACUGUUGCAAAUAAGUAGUAUAUGACUAUCUGUUCUUCGUCUCUUCAUUUCUUCUCAUCCCUUUUUCUCGUGUUAAUUUUUAGGUAUUUAGAUUUCAAGUGUGCUAAUAGCAAAUACUACCACUUUUUAAUUUUGUUAAUCA
This is a messenger RNA of Corticium candelabrum, 1441 nucleotides long. RefSeq lists its product as uncharacterized. Gene Ontology annotation, molecular function: DNA binding. Bases 337 to 1284 code for a protein of 315 amino acids. The record is from RefSeq and is a predicted model, not a curated record. The transcript is spliced from 14 exons. Lineage: Eukaryota; Metazoa; Porifera; Homoscleromorpha; Homosclerophorida; Plakinidae.